AUGGCUGAGAUUGAGAAAUUCGAUAAAUUGAAAUUGAAGAAGAUAGAAAUGCAAGAGAAAAAUCCACUGCCUUCAAAAGAAACAAUUGAACAGGAGUAG
Myotis myotis is the source of this 99-nucleotide messenger RNA. RefSeq names its product thymosin beta-4-like. Bases 1 to 99 code for a protein of 32 amino acids. Gene Ontology annotation, biological process: actin filament organization; regulation of cell migration. Gene Ontology annotation, molecular function: actin monomer binding. The transcript has a single exon. Gene Ontology annotation, cellular component: cytoplasm. The record is from RefSeq and is a predicted model, not a curated record. NCBI's taxonomy places the organism in Eukaryota, Metazoa, Chordata, Mammalia, Chiroptera, Vespertilionidae.